AUGGCUUCCAGGCUUGACCGGCUUGUCACGCUUCUGGAGACUGGCAGCACUCAGUUGAUUCGAAAUACUGCAGCCCAGCAACUGGCUGAUGUGCAAAAGCAACACCCAGAUGAGUUGUUUAAUUUACUAGGCCGCAUUGUCCCGUAUCUCAGAUCCAAGUCAUGGGACACCCGCACAGCUGCUGCCAAAGCUAUAGGUCUUGUAGCGGCCAAUGCUGAGCUUUACGAUCCAAAUGAAGAUGACGGCUUGACAAUCAAGAAACCAGAUGGUGAUGAUGACGAUGUGGAAAUCAAAACAGAAGUCAAAUCCGAGGACUCAAUACCUCUCGCGGAAGACUUGCUGCGUUUGGAAACACUCGACGUUGGGUCUAUUCUGAAAUUCGGUAGGAAACUACUCGGCAGUGCAGGCAAAGAAUAUGAGUAUACUAUCGGUGGCAUGGAUCCAGCCGCAAGGUUGCAACAUCAGAAGAAAACUUUGACGGCACGUCUUGGCCUGGCUGGAGAGUACCUUGAAGACGACUUAGUCGACGAGGCCGAUUUUACGUCGACUGCCAAAAUCGAGAAGCCUGUUCCGGUUCCAUCUCGACAGAAUAGUGUAAUCAACGGAUCGUCCAACGAGCCGCAGAAUGGAGAGGAAUCAGGGUUGAGCAAACGUCAAUUGAACCAGCUGAAGCGCAAGAACAAACAAAAUGCCAAGCUUGGAGCCAACAAAGUCAGAGUCGUCGACCUUUCUUCUCGAAAGCCGUCAGACAGUAUGCCGACGCCGUCUGUAGCAACUCCAUAUCCGAUAAAGUCAGAAAUUGGAGAAGAAGAAAACGAAAAGAAGCCGGAUUAUUUCUCUCUCGACCGAUCAAGUGCCGACGAUGAUAGCAAAAUCGUCUCGGAGUUCAAAGGACCAAUCGUUCCAGAGAAACCGCUCAUACAAACCGAAGCUGAGGAGCAAGGCAAGGAGUGGCCUUAUGAACGCAUGUGCGAAUUUCUCGAGGUAGACCUCUUCGACCCAAAUUGGGAGAUUCGACACGGAGCUGCAAUGGGCCUGCGAGAAGUGAUUCGAGUCCAAGGGUCUGGCGCUGGCCGUCUUCUGGGCAAAUCCAGGAAAGAGAACGACUUGUUGAACCGGCAGUGGCUUGAUGAUUUGGCAUGCCGUUUACUCUGCGUGUUUAUGCUCGACCGCUUCGGUGAUUACAUCUCUGAUAACGUUGUUGCUCCCAUUCGAGAAACAGUUGGCCAGACUUUAGGUGCCGUUCUUUCACAUUUGCCAUCAAAGUCUGUUAUCCAAGUAUAUCGAAUUCUUCAUCGUAUCAUCAUGCUGAGGGAACUCGGACUUGAGAGGCCUAUCUGGGAAGUCUGCCAUGGUGGUAUGAUUGGAUUGAGGUAUUUGGUAGCUGUCCGAAAGGAGCUUUUGAUCAAAGACGCAAAAAUGAUGGACGGUGUUCUAGAGGCAGUUAUGAAAGGGCUGGCAGAUUUCGAUGACGAUGUACGAGCCGUUAGUGCCGCCACCCUGAUACCUAUCGCUGAAGAGCUCGUCGCCUCUCGUCAAGGCUCCUUGAGUGCUCUGAUAAAUAUCGUAUGGGACUGUCUGUCGAACUUGCAAGACGAUCUAAGUGCCAGUACUGGAUCCGUCAUGGACCUGCUAGCCAAACUGUGCACGUUCCCAGAGGUCUUAGACGCCAUGAAGGCCAAUGCUGCCGACGACCCUGAAGCGUCCUUCGCGAAUCUUGUGCCACGCCUAUAUCCCUUCUUGCGGCAUACAAUCACUAGCGUCCGACUGGCCGCUCUCCGGGCACUCACCACAUUCCUACGUCUUGAGGACCAAGAUUCAAACGCUUGGGUUGACGGUAAAGCUAUGCGCUUGAUCUUCCAAAACCUGCUAGUUGAACGGAACGAGGGUGUACUAAAGCUCUCACUCGAAGUUUGGUAUGAUUUGAUAAAGGCCUUGGAUGCUCGCAAUCUCUUUACCGCUGAGACGUUGAGCUCGUCCGUUCAGCCUCUAAUCACACUAGCCAUGGGUCCAUUUGGUGUCCCUCGUUACCCCAUCCCGAUGAAUGCCUCCUUAUUCAUCAAGCCUUCUGGUGUAGCGUAUGCAUUCUCUCAUCCUCAAACGCCGGGCAGAAAGUCUAGCCCAGUGAACGCACCAGAGUCAGGUAAAAUUCGGCGCCGAAAGUCUGAGAAGAAGGAGGUCCCGCCUCCCUCUGCGCAUAACGUCGAUGGACAUAUGUUAUCAGGCGAUAUUGACUUGGUCGGGUUGGAUACUAUGGUACGAUCUAAGAUUUUUGCCGCUCAGGCCUUGGGCCAAUUUUUGUUCAUGUGGGACUCAAAAGAUUUGCCUUCGCUGUGGGAGUCUAUUGUUAGUGGACUUACCUUAUCUGGGUCUUCUUCACAACUAGCGGCUGCAAUGAUCAUUGAAGAGUACGCUAAACGGGCAGGUGCAACCGGGAAUUAUACUUCAUUGCUGUGCGAGAACUUACGUCCUAUUAUCGAGACUGAUCGCCCUGGCUGGUACAGUGAUAUAGUUUCUUACCUACAAAUCACCCGGGCACAAUGUCAUUCUCUGCUCAACGCUUUCAGAGACCACGCGCAUGUGCCUUCUGGAAGGCUGCCAACAUUAGCCGUCGUCGUCCAAGGCGAUCCUGAAGCCGGACCAAACGCAUUUUCCAUCAAUGAUGCCGAAAAGGUUGUUGGUCCAGAUUUUGAACGUUUGAAGAAGAGUUUGACGCCAGCUCAGCGUGUUACCGCACUCCAGGUCUUGAACGAUACAAGAUCAAGUGCUGAGACUUCAAUUGAGGAGGCAAAGUACAUCAAGGAUCAGAGAGAUCUGCGCAUUCGCGCCGCGACGGCUGGGGCCUUGGUUGCACUACAAGACAUACCAAAGAAGCCGAGCCAUAUAAUCAAAGGAAUGAUGGAUAGCAUCAAGAAUGAGGAAAAUAGCGAACUACAACAGCGGUCGGCUUUGGCAAUCGUCAAUCUUAUCAAUUACUACACGACAGCUACCAAGAGGGGCCCGGUUGACAAGGUCAUUGGUAACCUAGUCAAAUAUUGUUGUGUUGAUACAUCGGAAACACCGGAAUUCCACCAUAACGUUCAUCUUGAGAAAUUCAUCCUCUCGCUCAGGAAAGAGGAAGACCGCAGAGAUCAUGUCGACGCAGCCAAGUUUGAGCGUGAAGCUCGGGCGGCUAGAAUCAUGCGACGAGGAGCCAAGGAAGCACUUGAGCAGUUAGCCACAAAAUUCGGCAGUGAACUGCUAGAAAAGAUACCCAACCUUGCUGCUCUAAUUGAACGGCCACUUCGGGAAGCACUUGAGGGCGACCUACCAGCUAACAUUCGGGAACCCGAUAACGAACUCGGUCAGGAAGCUGUCGAUGGGCUCUCAACACUCAGAGCGCUUUUGCCGAAAUUCCACCCUGGCCUGCACUCAUGGGUCAUCAAACUCAUGCCAGUCAUAGCAAAGUCACUGCAAUGCGAGCUUUCUGUUAUUCGAUACGCAGCUGCCAAAUGUUUCGCGACAAUUUGCAGCGUCAUCACCGUAGAGGGCAUGACUAUGUUAGUCGAGAAUGUGUUGCCUACCGUCAACAAUGCAUUGGAUGUGCAUCAUCGUCAAGGUGCUGUUGAAUGCAUCUAUCAUCUCAUCCACGUCAUGGAAGAAGGAAUCCUACCGUACGUCAUUUUCCUCAUAGUACCCGUGCUUGGGCGUAUGAGCGACUCCGACAACGACGUCCGGCUGCUUUCCACAACUUCUUUCGCAACGUUGGUCAAACUUGUUCCUCUGGAAGCAGGCAUUCCAGACCCACCAGGUCUGUCAGAAGAGCUUUUACAAGGUCGUGACCGUGAAAGGAAGUUUAUGUCACAGAUGCUAGAUCCCCGAAAGAUCGAGCCUUUUGAGAUUCCCGUUGCGAUCAAAGCAGAAUUGCGUUCAUACCAACAAGAGGGUGUCAACUGGCUAGCCUUCCUCAACCGUUACCACUUGCACGGCAUUUUGUGUGAUGAUAUGGGUCUUGGGAAAACGCUGCAAACUCUAUGCAUUGUCGCGAGUGACCACCACAUGCGGGCAGAAGAAUAUGCUCGUACGCAAAAGCCCGAGCUCCGCAAGCUUCCUUCGUUGAUUGUCUGUCCACCUACUUUAUCAGGCCAUUGGCAACAAGAGAUUAAACAAUACGCUCCUUUCCUCAAUUGUGUGGCUUACGUCGGCCCUCCAUCUCAACGCUCGCAGCUUCGUGGCGAGUUGGAAAAGGCCGAUAUUGUCAUUACAUCGUAUGACAUCUGCAGAAACGACACUCAGAUCUUCACACCUAUCAACUGGAACUAUUGCGUCCUGGACGAGGGCCAUCUUAUCAAGAACCCCAAAGCAAAGAUUACUCUCGCUGUGAAGCAACUCAUUAGCAACCAUCGUCUGAUUCUAUCUGGCACGCCUAUUCAGAACAACGUCUUGGAACUCUGGUCAUUGUUCGACUUCUUGAUGCCUGGAUUUUUGGGUACAGAAAAAGUCUUCUUAGAUCGAUUCGCCAAGCCUAUUGCCGCAAGCCGCUUCAGCAAGUCAUCAUCAAAGGAACAAGAGGCCGGUGCUUUGGCAAUUGAAGCUCUUCACAAGCAGGUACUUCCAUUCCUGUUACGUCGUUUGAAGGAGGAAGUCCUGAACGACUUGCCACCCAAGAUUCUGCAGAACUACUAUUGCGACCCAAGUGAUCUGCAACGGAAGUUGUUUGAGGACUUUUCGAAGAAAGAGCAAAAGGAUCUCCAAAAUAAGAUGGGUAGUACGGAAAAAUCAGCUAAAGAACAUAUCUUCCAAGCUCUUCAGUACAUGCGCCGUCUCUGCAAUUCUCCGGCCUUGGUCAUCAAAGAGGGCCAUAAACAAUAUGACGAUGUGCAGAAAUAUCUAAGCACAAAGAAUUCGCAUAUUCGAGAUAUCUCUCACGCACCCAAACUGACAGCUCUCCGCGAUUUGUUGGUUGACUGUGGCAUUGGCGUUGAUCCUAACACAGAGGGCGAAUUAGACACGGGGGCAAGCUACGUCAGUCCUCACCGUGCACUUGUCUUCUGCCAGAUGAAAGAGAUGCUUGAUAUCGUCCAAGAAGAUGUGUUGAAGAAGAUGCUUCCUUCUGUUCAGUAUCUACGAUUGGAUGGAAGCGUCGAAGCCACGAAACGUCAGAAUAUCGUCAAUCAAUUCAACACCGAUCCUAGCUACGAUGUGUUGCUACUCACCACGAGUGUUGGUGGAUUGGGUCUCAACCUUACUGGUGCCGACACAGUCAUUUUCGUCGAGCAUGACUGGAACCCUCAGAAGGAUAUUCAAGCCAUGGACCGCGCGCAUCGUAUCGGCCAGAAGAAGGUUGUCAAUGUCUACCGUUUGAUCACGAGGGGUACUUUGGAGGAGAAGAUUUUGAGUCUACAACGUUUCAAAAUCGACGUAGCAUCAACGGUGGUCAACCAACAAAACGCGGGCCUCAACACAAUGGACACUGACCAACUUCUCGACCUCUUCAAUCUCGGCGAAACAGCAGAAGGAGCAGAAAAACCGGUUCCCGAAAGCGCCGCUGGCAACGAGGCAGACAUGGUUGAUAUAGAUGGCGAAGUCAAAGAGAAGGGCAAGAAGGGAUGGUUAGAUGAUUUGGGCGAGUUGUGGGAUGAUCGCCAGUAUCAGGAGGAGUAUAAUCUAGAUUCUUUCUUGGCGACCAUGAAAGGAUGA
Talaromyces amestolkiae is the source of this 5679-nucleotide messenger RNA. RefSeq lists its product as uncharacterized. The record is from RefSeq and is a predicted model, not a curated record. Gene Ontology annotation, molecular function: TBP-class protein binding; DNA binding; ATP-dependent chromatin remodeler activity. The transcript has 4 exons. Bases 1 to 5679 code for a protein of 1892 amino acids. NCBI's taxonomy places the organism in Eukaryota, Fungi, Ascomycota, Eurotiomycetes, Eurotiales, Trichocomaceae.